Molecule: messenger RNA, 1986 nt
Organism: Camelina sativa (false flax)
Lineage: Eukaryota; Viridiplantae; Streptophyta; Magnoliopsida; Brassicales; Brassicaceae
Source: RefSeq, a predicted model, not a curated record
AUGGAUUAUGGUUGUACUUUCCACAUUACACCAGAGAAAGACGCUUUGUUUGAUCUCAAGCAGAUUGAUGGAGGGAAGGUCUUGAUGGGUAACAACACUUACAGUGAAGUGAAAGGAAUUGGCAAGCUGAAGAUACUAAACCCGGAUGGUUCUAUUGUAACACUUACAGAGGGUGACAAAAUAGGAGCUUCUGUCAGAAAGGAUCAUAUCAAUAAGUUUGAAUCUGAAUUGAAGCCGGGAUCUUGGAAAGUUAUAUCAACUUUUGGUUUGAAUCUCUGUACAGCCUACUUGCGUCCUUCUCUUAUAAAGUAUAAGAUCAGUACCAGAUAUGGUACCACAAUUUUUCCUUCUGAAAAUGUAUCUGAUGAUCAUUACUUAUCAUUCACAUCGUUUGAUAGUAUACUUGCUGGAAAUCUUGACAAAAAUCUCCUGCUAGACGUUAUUGGUCAAGUAGUCAGUUCUGGAGGUUUAGAAGAAAUCACAAGUCGUAACAACAUUACCAGGAAGAAAAUUGAGUUUGAGAUAAGAGACACUGAGGAUAAACGAUUAUCAUGUACUCUAUGGGAAACCUAUGCUGAAGCUUUAGAUCGUGCUAUCAAUGAUUCAAGUGAUGGAAUGGUUAUGUGUUUCCUACGCUUUGUUAAACAAAAUAGCUAUAAAGAAAAACGAUACAUUGAGAAUGUUUUUGAUUCUUCUAUCUUGAUGAUCAAUCCUCAGUUACCAGAGAUGGAGGCUUUUCAAAACAUGAAGAUGUCAAUCCUAUCGCUAGGAAAAGAAAGGAUUUCAAGACUCAGAGCAAGCUUGAGCCAGUCUCCGGCAAGUAGGCUUUUGAUUGUUGACUCGGAAUUGGGAGCAAGAAAAGGAGAAAUCAUUCAGAAAUUUCAAAAGCAGACAAGUCUUAAACCUCAAGAUGAUGAGUCUGACGUUUCUCAGGUUUUGUACAAGCUCGAGGUUGAGAUUUUUGUCGGAGUUUUGUGUUCGACAUACUGGAAAACGCAAGGUCGCAAUAGCCAGUUCUUACAGCUGCUAAAAAGGUAUGAUGUUUUUAAGAUGAGGCGAGAAUGCGGGAUCGUGGAACCAUACGUGUUUAUGCUUACGAGCGGUGAAGCUUGCUGGACGAUGUUUGAUAAAAACUUUGAGAAUUUUGAGACACUUCCGAGAAUUCCCUCUGACGUUUGCUUCUAUCUAAGUGAUAAAGAAACAGUUUGUGCGGGAACACAUUUGAUGGUCAUUGGAAGAGAGCUGGGAGGCAUGGCAGUGUGGCGUUACGAGCUAGGGAUGCAUGAGUGGGUAAAAGGUCCUUCAAUGAUCACACCUCGUUGCAUGUACGCUUCGGCGAGCUGUGGGUUCGAUGCUUAUUUUGCCGGUGGUCUAAAAGUAAAUGGAAAUCGGUAUCCCGAGGUUUUGAGAAGUGUGGAGAAGUACAAUGCUCAGACCAAAACCUGGUCAACGAUUCCGGAGAUGCAUAAGAGAAGAAAAUUCAGCUCAGGAUGUUUCUUGCGCGGCAAGUUUUAUGUGAUCGGCGGUAGAAAUGAGUAUAAUGAAUACCUAACUUGUGGAGAACGCUACGAUGAGGUGACAAAUUCUUGGACGCUCGUCCCAGACAUGCUUGGAAGCAUGACGUUCAUGCCUUCCCAGUCGCCUCCCCUCAUCGCAGUGGCCAACAACAACCUUUACUCGCUUGAAGCAUACUCAAACGAGCUGAGGGUUUAUGAUGUAAACGCAAACAGUUGGAAGAUACUUGGUGUUGCACCUGUGAUAUCAAAUGCGGGCUUAGGUUGGGGCGUGGCGUUUAAGUCAAUUGGAGAUAGGCUUUUGUUGAUUGGAAACUCGUCUCCUCAUUCUUCGUGUGCAAAAAUGAGAGCUUUCACAUGCCGUCGUCCGUCUCCAGACGUGGAAGAGCUAGUUUGGGAAGAGCUAAAUACCAACUAUGGCAAUGUUCAGUUCGACCAUUUCAUUCGUAAUUGUUGUGUUAUGUUUGCUUAG